Molecule: messenger RNA, 7970 nt
Organism: Ipomoea nil (Japanese morning glory)
Lineage: Eukaryota; Viridiplantae; Streptophyta; Magnoliopsida; Solanales; Convolvulaceae
Exons: 16
Coding region: 23-7573 (2516 amino acids)
Biological process (GO): vacuolar acidification
Cellular component (GO): RAVE complex
Molecular function (GO): protein binding
Source: RefSeq, a predicted model, not a curated record
UGUUUCUCCCUGACGCAGAACGAUGAAGGACGGAAACGGCACGAGUCCGUCAGCAAAUCCGAUCAAUAUCGCCGGUCAUUUACCGCUUAGUCUGGCCAAAUCCGAGAUCGUUCCUCCUGCUCCAAACCGAUCCAAAUCAGGCUCUGAAUUCGAACCAGCAAUCGACUGGUUACCGGAUUUUGCCGGCUACUCAUGGAUUGCUUACGGUGCUUCGUCUCUUCUCAUCAUCACUCAUUUCCCCAACCCUCUGUCAGAGAGAGAAACUGCAAUUGGCGCCAUUUUACGCCAAGUCUUCGAGCUCUCAGCGGACGGCACUGGCACUGUUUCCGCCGUCGCCUGGUCGCCAGUUACGCCUUCCACUGGCGACCUUGCUGCCGCUUUGGAUAAUUGUAUUGGGUUGUUUUCGUUCCGUCCAGAUACUUCUUAUAGUUCUUUUUGUUGGAGCCAGACUACAGUGCUGGUACAAUCUACAAAGGUGGAUGCACUCAAAUGGACAGGAUCUGGAGAUGGCAUAGUCUCAGUUGGCAUGGAGGUUGUCUUAUGGAGAAAAAAGGAGAGGUCCUGGGAAAUUGCUUGGAAGUUUAAACCAGAAUUGCCUCAAAUGUUAGUUUCAGCCACCUGGUCAAUUGAAGGACCUUUGGCAACAGCACCUCUGCAUAGAUUGCAAGUUGAUGAUUUGAGUUCUCCUAUCUGCAAGACUAAAAAAUGUGUAUUAGUUUGUCAAGGAGAUAGAGAUUCACGACUUGAACAUGCUAUGCUACCUCAUCCUCAGCCUGUUUCUAUGAUCCAAUGGAGGCCAUCUGCAUUACGAGAGCCAAGUAAAGAGGACAGAAGUUUCAAGAGGUCACUGUUGUUAACUUGUUGUCUGGAUGGUGCUGUAAGAUUGUGGAGUGAGAUUGAUGAUGGAAGGGUCAAAAAAGUCUUCAAAGAAAAUGAUCGCAAGGUUACUAGAUUAUCUUUUCGGGUGGUUGCUGUGGUUGAGGUAAAUCAGUCAUUGAGUGGAAAACUGGGCGUUGAUAUAUUUGUAAGAUGGGCAACAGAUAUUGAUGGUGUAAUUAAGAUUAGAGAAGAAACUAACUAUUAUUCUUCUCUUGAGGAGUACCAGCAUGACAAGGUUGGUAAGUGUGAAUGGUUAAUUGCUCAUGGUCCUCAAAUAACAUUGACUCUUUGGACUGUCCACUGUCUUGAUGAUUUUGCUCCAGUGAGAUUUCCAAGGAUUACUUUAUGGAAUAGUAAAGAACUCAACUAUCCUAAAGUGGAUUCAAAAAGAUUGCCACUUAAUGAUGUUUUUAUCACAAGGAAUCAGGUCUUUGGACCACCAAUAAUUUGUUCUUGGAUUGAGUUAUUACCUUGCAACUCUCUAGCCUGGUUACAUUUAUAUUCUUCAAGAUCAACUGUUAGGGAAGAAGGAUCUUCAAAAUCAAGUACUGAAGAACAGGGGUCUUCAAUUAAAUGCCAGAAUGAUAGGUUCUUAUCAUGUUAUUCUAGAGGAAUUUUGAAUGUUGACAAUCACAGUGAUAAAAUUUUACAAGUUGCAGUUCAUCCAUAUUCUGAAGUUGAACUUGCAGCCUCUCUCAAUGCAAAUGGAAUGCUUCAAUUUUGGUCAUUUUCUGCUACUUCGGAUAGUGUCAUGCCAAUUUUAAAUCCCUCUUGGAAAUUUUAUGGAAAACAUUAUUCCCACUCGAGGUACUCUUGCUUGAGGUGGGGGCCUGCAAUUUCAAAUGAAGAAUGGGUUCUUUUUGUAGGACAUGCUAAAGGUGUAGAUUUCUUUAUUGUCACAACUUCAAAAAAUGAAGAAAAGAAAUUAUUAUGUCACAAUGUAUGCACUGUCCCCUUUCACAAUGAAGGCCAUGAAGAGGGGCCAAACAGUGUCUGUUCAAUAUCUUUGCCUUCUACUUACAAUGAAACCUCUGUUUAUAAUAAUUUCUUACUAUUAUCUGUGUGGAAGUGUGCCUUCCAGGCUUUUUCAUGGAAAAUUAGCAUCCACCAGUAUGAUUCAUCCAGUGUCUCUUGUGACUGCAGUCUUGAGAAGCCAAAUAAUAUUGAAAGUAGUUUGUGCAAAUUCAAAGGUAGUUUUUGCAGCAAAACAUAUUGUGUCUCUGUUGAACCUUAUUCAUCACAAUUCCCUUCUCCAUACAACCAUGACCUAGCAUCUAGCUUCCAAGUAGUUUGUCCAACUAAUUCUGUUUUGAGCGAGCUGCAGGGUUCUGCUUAUGAGAAGUCCAGUAACCAUUUCACUUAUCACAUGGCCACUGGUUACAGUGAUGGUAGUUUGAAAUUAUGGAGAAGCAUGCCAGCUACCAUUUUGAAUUCACAGUGGGAUCUUGUUGGUAUGCUUUAUACACAUCAUGGUCCUGUUCUUGGAAUAUCUUCAAGUUCUUGUGGUCGGAAGAUUGCAACAAUCUCCAAAGCAGAUGAGGCAACUACUUCUCGUAAUCUUCAAAUAUGGGAAUGUGUGCACCUUAUGGAUGAAGGUAGCUUCAUUCUAGAAGACACUUUGUCUUUUGAUGCAGAAGUAGUUGCAUUAAAUUGGUUGACAAUGGGAAAUGGUCAGUUGUUAUUGGGGGUUUGUACGAGCAAUAAGUUGCAGGUGUAUGCUCAAAGACGCAGCGGAGGCCAUUAUAUUUUGAAGCCAGAAAAAUCUUUAGAGGGAAGCAUCUGGGUUUGUGUUGCUGAAUCUCAUACUAAAGCCAUCAUUCGUGACUUCUUUUGGGGGUCCAAAGCCACAAUAGUGGUUGCUCAUGAUGAGUAUUUAUCUCUCUAUAGUAGGUUGUUAUUUUUGGAGGAUAGCAAAACCCUGUCCAAGUUUUGCGGAAAAAUCUAUGGGGAUGCUUACCCUUGCUGUAAUGAUUCAGAUAAAAUUUUGCUAGGUUCAGCAAUUGAGGAUUUUGAUAAUUUUGGACAAUGCCCUUCUACUUCCCCCAUGAAGAUGAACAUGAUACAUGAAAUUAUCCCUGUCAUGAAUGUCAAAAGAUCUGAAAAGGAGUGUAACUCAUUCAUAAAUAUUGGCAUUUGGAGCAUACUAGAGUUAACAGAAAUGUUGGGAGGAUCAAUCCCUGUCAUUCACCCGGAGGCACUUCUGACAAACUUACUUUCAGGUAAUUGGAAGCGCCCUUAUGUAGGUCUGAAGUGUCUUACUGAACACUUCAGUUCUAACACAUCUGCAAAGAUAUUUUGCUCUCAAAAUUUCAAUUGUUUCACAUUACCUGUUCCAUUGUCAAACUAUCUUGAAGGACGUGUGUUGCAAAGUUCUGCUGAUAAGUCAUUUCAAUGGAAUGGGGAUAUUGCAUCUACAGAGGCCCUGAAAGGAUCAUAUCAAUAUGCCUCUAAUUUGGGUCAUGGUGCAUUAUAUACUGCCCCAACAAGAUCUGAAAUUUCUGGCUUUAUUGAAGCCUUUGAUAAACUAUCGAAGUGUUCAAUCAUGUCUGACACUGAAAUGAUGCAUAGUCGUGCCGCUAUAAAUCUUCUGCAAGAAGUUAGCAAUUCACAGUCUGCUUCUGCUUAUGGAAGUCUUGAUGAAUCAGGUCGAAGGUUUUGGGUUGCAGUGAGGUUUCAGCAGCUAUAUUUUGUUGAAAGAUUUCAUAGGGUGCCAUUGGUAGGAGAGCUGGAUAUUCAGUCAGCAUUGGUUGGUUGGGCUUUUCACUCUGAUUGCCAGGAGACUUUAUUUGAUUCUCUCUUAUCUAAUGAACCUUCUUGGCAAGAGAUGCAUGAUAUAGGAAUUGGGUUUUGGUAUACAAAUGUCUCACAACUAAGAUCAAAGAUGGAGAAGCUGGCAAGACAGCAAUAUUUGAAAAAUAGAGAUCCCAGGGCAUGUGCACUUCUUUACAUUGCCUUGAAUAGAAUUCAAGUUUUAACAGGUCUUUUCAAAAUUAGCAAAGAUGAAAAGGACAGGCCGUUGGUGGGCUUUCUUUCCCGCAAUUUUCAGGAGGAUAAAAAUAAGGCAGCAGCUCUGAAAAAUGCAUAUGUUUUGUUGGGCAAACAUGAACUGGAACUUGCAGUUGCAUUCUUUUUGCUUGGAGGUGAUACGACCUCUGCUGUCACUGUGUGUGUGAAGAACCUCAGGGAUGAACAGCUUGCACUUGUAAUCUGUCGUCUUGUUGAAGGGUAUGGUGGACCAUUAGAGCGUUAUAUUGUAACAAAAUUCCUUCUUCCAUCCGCAGUUGCAAAAGGUGAUUACUGGCUUGCCAGUUUCCUGGAGUGGGUAUUAGGAAAUUAUUCACAAUCUUACCAGAGAAUGCUUGCCAUCCAGACGGAGCCUUUUCUCAAUAAGUAUGUCCUCUCCUCACACCAAGAUGCUUUUUUAGAUCCAAGCAUUGGACAGUACUGCCUAAUGUUAGCAAUGAAGACUAGUAUGAGAAAUGCUGUUGGUGAGAAAAAUGCUGCAGUCUUGGGUAGAUGGGCAAUUUUGAUGUGUGCUACUGCCUUAAGUAGAUGUGGUCUACCUCUUGAAGCAUUGGAGUGCCUUUCUUCUUCAGUCAGCAUCUUUGGUAAUUCAACUCAAGGAAGUAUACCGCACAAUGCAGACUCUGAACUUUUUAAUGCUACUAUCUUGGGAGUGUUAGUAAAUAAGAGUUCAUCAAACUGGAUAUCAGGUGGUGUGGCUUUUGAUGUAGCUUCACAUUCAAGACUAGAUUUGGCUAUGCAGUACAUAUCCAAGUUGUUGAGAAAACAUCCAUGCUGGGUGGACAUCAAUAUCAUGCAUCUUCAGGCACAUACAUACUCCGAGUCUGAGUAUCAAGGCUGCAAGAGAUUACUUGAUAUUUUCCAACAUGAAUUAAAGGAAACAGUUUCGUGCUUUCAGCAGAAGUAUUCUAUGCUUCCUAUUGAUCUUAUGAACAUGAUUUUUUUGUCCCUCAGCAACAAUAGUUUGGAACACAUUGGAUAUAGUCUGUUACAAGAUUACACUAGCAAGUACACCUCACAAGAACAAGGAAGACUUGAUACUUGCUUUCUCUGUCCUCUUCCUGAACUACUUCUGAAGGUUGCCGAAGAAGUAUUGCAUUCACUUUCUAGGUACAUCAUAGUGUGUGGUAUGAGUUAUUUGUAUCUAGAACCAUGUUCAAUGAUAGAUGAUGUGGUCAGUGAACAUGGAUUUGGUUUGGUUCAACCUUUGAAGCUUUACGAGUGGAGUUUCAUUUGGUCAUUGCGGUAUGUUAGAGACAUGAUGGUGUUGUUUUCUGCUUCCUUUCAGCAGGACUUCAAAAGAAAUCCUUUUACUAUUCUUGAUUUAUUUGAGUUCUUCUUAUACUUUUCAUCAUUUUGGAUUCAAAGAAAUUUCAGAGGUCUUACUAUGGUUUUGAAGCCUCUUGUAAUUGUAUGUGACAAACAGCAUGCUUCACAUGAGAUCAAUAUGAAGGAUCUCCGGGAAACCCUUUACCAGAACUUGGAAAUCUUGGCUCAUGAUACCCCAGUUAUUGAUAUAGAAUCUCUUCAUAUCAAUGAGAGGCAAUUGUAUAAACAAUUUGGAGAUCUAUUGCCAUCAGUUCCAGAAGGAAAGGGGCCGCAAAACCUGUGUCUCUCUUUGUGGGGAACUAUGUCUAAUAUUCUGGAAUAUCAGCUAAAUUUGAUACCACUGGAAUCUAGAGACUGUUUAUUUGAAUCCCAUAACACACUCCAAAAAGCAUCAUCUUCAAUAAUCCAUGGAGGUAAUAUGCCCUACCAGAUUGAGCUGGGUGCAGUACUCGCUAGAUUACUGAAGGCCACAUGUGGACACAUUUCUGCUUAUUGUGCAAAACAACUUGCAUCAUUCCUGCUGCUGAGGGUAUCAAGAAGAAGUGCUCAUUUGUGGCCCCAAUACAGAAAUCCAGCUAAGAAUUUGGAUCAUAUUAUUGAUAAUGCGGAGGUUCUUUCUAAUGAAGAUGAAUUAUCAGCUUCAAAAAUGUUUUGGAGUAUCUGUUCUGAGAUUUGUGAAGUUAAUGGAAACUUUUUGCAAGAGAAUGCAGAGUUGUUGCAGCAUAUUAAGCAAAAGUCCUUGAAUGGGUGGUAUGACGUGUAUCCAGUUAUUAUGAGAGAGUGUGAAUCUGAGGAAACUUGUGAUAAAGAAGACAGGCUUGAUAGUCCUAGUAGUGCUGCUGGAUCUCCUCUUGCAUGCCUGUCCCCUAAUGAUCAUCCCUUUCUGAGUUUAAGUGGAAAAUAUGCAGAUCAUCCAAAAAAGGUUUUGCCUUUCAAUAAUGCUAAAGAAAUUUGUAGAAGAAAUGGAGAACUCAUAGAGGCUUUGUGCAUCAACUCCAUUGACCAAUGUCAAGUAGCUCUAGCUAGCAAUCGGAAGGGCAUUCUAUUCUUUAAUUGGGAGGAUGGACUGCCUUAUGAAGAAAAAUCUGAUUAUGUCUGGGCAGACGCUGACUGGCCGUGUAAUGGCUGGGCUGGAUCUGAAGCUACACCGAUUCCCACAUGUGUUUCUCCUGAAGUUAGGCUGGGUAAGAAAGGGACAGUCCUGGGGCUUGGUGGAGCAACAAUAGAUGUAGGUUUGUUGACAAGACCUGGGAAAGAUUUUACAGGCAGUGGAACAUUUGGAGUUCCAGGCUAUGCUGGUAUUAGUUCUGGCCUUGGUUGGGGAAUUCAAGAAGAUUUUGAUGAGUGUGUUGACCCUCCUGCCACAGUGGAGAAUGUUAGAACAAGGGCAUUAUCAACUCACCCUUCAAGACCAUUGUUCUUGGUUGGUUCUAGCAAUACGCAUGUAUAUUUAUGGGAGUUUGGCAUGGACAGAGCUACUGCUACGUAUGGAGUGCUUCCUGCUACAAAUGUCCCUCCACCUUAUGCCAUUGCCUCUAUAUCUUCUGUGCAGUUUGACCAUUGUGGUCACCGAUUUGUAACUGCUGCAUCAGAUGGUACUGUGUCCACAUGGCAACUUGAAGUUGGAGGAAGGAGUAACAUUCAUCCAACUGAAUCCUCUAUCUGCUUUAACAACUAUACAUCGGAUGUUACUUAUGUUACUUCUAGUGGUUCUAUAAUAGCUGCCGCGGGAUAUAGCUCCAGUGGGAUUAAUGUCGUUGUAUGGGAUACACUAGCUCCUCCAGCUACAUCUCAAGCCUCCAUAAUGUGCCAUGAAGGUGGUGCACGCUCUCUGUCUAUAUUUGAUAAUGAUAUAGGAAGUGGCUCAAUUUCGCCACUUAUUGUGACUGGAGGAAGAAGUGGUGAUGUUGGACUCCACGAUUUCCGCUACAUAGCAACAGGAAGGACAAAGAAACAUAAGCAUUGUGAUACCAGUGAACAGAAUCUCCAUUCCACAGUAGACAUGCAGAAGAAAACUGGUGAUCAGAACCGGAAUGGUAUGCUAUGGUAUAUACCAAAGGCCCACACAGGGAGUGUCACCAAAAUAUGUACUAUUCCGAACACUAGUUUUUUCUUGACGGGAAGCAAAGAUGGAGAUGUAAAACUUUGGGAUGCAAAGUGGGCGAGACUAGUAUUUCAUUGGCCAAAAUUGCAUGAAAGACACACCUUUUUGCAACCAACCUCCCGUGGAUUUGGUGGAGUUGUUCGGGCUGGUGUUACAGAUAUUCAAAUUGUUUCUCAUGGUUUUGUUUCUUGUGGUGGAGAUGGUUCUGUAAGGCUGGUUACAGUAAAAGGGACUUGAAACUUGCAUGAACAAGGAUUCCAUCAUAUUAGCCAGCCAGUCUUAACAUGAAUUAGUGUGUCUACUUAAAGUGUUACAAUAGACUCUGUGAAAGGACUCUAGCCUGUACCAAAAUUCAACCUCUGCUUGCGAGCUGCAACAGUACUCACUUCUUGGAGUCACGUUGUAUUCAGGCCCGUAAAUAUGAGCUGUCUUUGGCAUUCAUUCGAUUAUUAUCUUCUCCACUUUUGUGGUAAUCAAUAUACAUAUACCCUCUUCCUUCCGACAGGGUUUGCUCUGAUUUAGGUUGUUGAUAGUUUUGUAGUUGUUAUUCUAUGAUGCCAAGCAAGUUAUCUGAUGCUUUAAGGGUACACUGAGUUGCCAAUUCUUUUCAUUUGUUUUUAUAUAUUCCUCUGAA